AUGUCAGCCCCGACAGAAGAGCCAGUCAACCGCGCCGACGAGGUCCAGGAUCUCCUCGAUUCCGUGCAAUCCCUCCUCAUCCCUUUCAUUGCUUCUGCCGAUGCCGACGCCGCCACCAAGCACACUGGCCACGGCUUGCAAGUCCCUGGCGGCGGACCGAGGACUGUGCUUGUCGAGCACCAUCCGCCGAAGAAGCUUGAAUCACUGCUCAAGGAUGAGCUCAGUAUUGCCGAAGAGGGUACAGGCAAGGACGGCCUCAUGCAUGUGUUGGAGAAGGUUCUCCAGUAUAGUGUGAAUACGUGGGAUCAGGGCUUCCUGGACAAAUUGUAUGCCAGUACGAAUGCGGUGGGCGUUGUGAGUGAGUUGGUGUUGGCCGUGUUGAAUACCAAUGUACACGUCUACCAAGUCUCCCCAGCCCUCACCCUGAUUGAAAAACACACGACCAAGUACCUGGCCACGCUCUUUGGCCUCCCCGCCUCCACCAGUGGCGGCAUCUCCCAACCCGGCGGCUCAGCAGCAAACGGCACCGCCAUUGUCGUCGCCCGCAACACCCUCUACCCAGACACCAAGACCCAAGGCAACGGCAGCCACAAGUUCACAAUCUUCACCUCCGCCCACGGCCACUACUCUGUCGAAAAAGCAGCCAACCUCUUCGGACUCGGCAGCCAAAACGUCCUCUCCGUCCCCGUCGACCCCCUGGGCCAAAUGAUUCCCGCCGAACUCGACCGCGCCAUCCUCGCCUCCAAGGCCCGCGGCGAAACCCCCUUGUUCGUCAACGCAACGGCGGGCACCACCGUCCACGGCUCCUUUGACCCGUUUGCACAGCUCGCGCCUAUUUGCCGCGCACACGGCCUCUGGUUCCAUAUCGAUGGCUCCUGGGGCGGCUCCGUCAUCUUCUCCCACCAACACGCUGCCACGCGACUCGCGGGCGCACACCUCGCAGAUAGCAUCACAAUCAAUCCGCACAAGAUGCUCGGCGUACCCGUCACCUGUUCCUUUUUGCUCGGCCGCGACAUGCGUGCCUUUCACUCCGCCCUCACCUUACCCGCCAGCUACCUCUUCCACAACACCGCCUCCUCCGAUCCCGACACCGACACCGACACCACCACAAACCCGGAUGAAAUCUUCGACCUCGCAGACCUAACCCCCCAAUGCGGCCGCCGCGCCGACUCCCUCAAACUCUUCCUCGCCCUCAAAUACCACGGCCCAGCCUACUUCUCCGCCCACAUCACCCGCGCCUACCAAACCGCAACCCACCUCCUCGCCCUCCUGACCGCGCACCCAGACUUUGUCGCGCUUUCGCCGGACCCGCUGCCCUGUCUGCAGGUCUGUUUUUACUAUGCAAGGGCGGGGGUGUUGAGUCCCGAUGCGGAGGUGAAUAGUCGGGCUACAGAGGGGAUUGUGGCGAGGUUGGGGAGGAGGGGGUUCAUGGUUGAUUUUGCAGAGGGCGAGCGGGGCAAGUUUUUCCGCGUCGUGGUUAAUGGCGGGACGGGGAGGGGGACGGUCGAGGGCUUGGUCAAGGCGGUGGGGGAGUGUGCGGGCGAGUUGGGCUUUUGA
Plenodomus lingam JN3 is the source of this 1557-nucleotide messenger RNA. RefSeq lists its product as uncharacterized. NCBI's taxonomy places the organism in Eukaryota, Fungi, Ascomycota, Dothideomycetes, Pleosporales, Leptosphaeriaceae. Gene Ontology annotation, cellular component: cytoplasm. Gene Ontology annotation, biological process: carboxylic acid metabolic process. The record is from RefSeq and is a predicted model, not a curated record. Gene Ontology annotation, molecular function: carboxy-lyase activity; pyridoxal phosphate binding.